Molecule: messenger RNA, 1784 nt
Organism: Paramecium pentaurelia
Lineage: Eukaryota; Ciliophora; Oligohymenophorea; Peniculida; Parameciidae
Source: the annotation of a GenBank genome assembly
AUGAAAUAUGCACAAGUGCCUACAACAGCAUUUCAGUCAGGGAAAUUAAUUUAAAUUGAACACUAUAGCUAUAGUGCUAAUGAUCAUAUAGGAUCAGGUUUUAGCAGUUCUGUAUAUAAGGGAAAAAAUGAAAAUACUAAUGAGACCGUUGCGAUAAAAGUAUAAUAUUUUAAUUUGACAUAUAGAUAAUAGAUAGAAAUAAAAUAACCAAUGAAGUUGAAGAAUUUUUGUUGAAUCAAGAAAUACGAGCCUUAUCUUUGAUGAAUUCUGAAAAUAUUGUGAAAAUGUAUGAUUAUUAUCAUAAACCCCAAUGUACAUACAUUAUAACUGAAUAUUGUAAUUAGGGUAAUAAUAUUGUUUAAAAUGAUUAGGUGAUUUGGGAUAGUUGAUAAAAAAGAAGCAGAGAAUAGAUGAAAUAGAGGCAAUAAAAAUAAUGAAGCAUCUUGUAAAUGGUUUUAAAGAGUAAGUAGCUAAGGGAGUAAUACAUAGAGAUUUGAAGCCAAUAAAUAUUUUAAUUAGGAAUGGCAUUCCAAAAAUAGCUGAUUAUGGAUUUUCUAAAAUGAUGAAUGCACCUCCAGAAACAAUAUAUUACAAUGUCGGUACAGCUCUAUAUAUGAGUCCAUAAACAAUGAUAAAGAAUGUGUAUUCAGAGAAAACUGAUAUUUGGAGUUUGGGAGUGAUAUUUUAUGAGAUGUUGUAUGGAUAAGUACCAUUUUAAGCAGCAAAUGAAAAAGAUUUAGCAUAAAUUAUGCUGAGAACAACUCCAGCAUUUCCUUAAUAAAUUCCUGUGUCAAGAGAAACAAUAGAGUUUAUUUUAAAAUGUUUAUCAGUAGAUGAAACGAAAAGAUUUUGCUGCAGUGAUUUAGAACAUCAUUCUAUUUUCUAUAGAAGACAUACUAUGACUGUACCUAGACCAUUAGCAGAUAGAAAUUUAUCAGCAUAAAACCGAUCUCCUCAGAGAGCUACAGAGUAUUAGCCAACAAGAAAAAUCAAUUUGGUAGCUCAAACUGCAAUGCCUUAAUCAGCAUUGAAGAGUAGAGAAAGUGUUCGAUUUAUGACUCAAAAUGAUGAAGUUAUCUAAGCUUAAUUUCAAUUUGUAGAAUUAAUGUUCAGGAUACUUCGAAUAUUAGAUAAAUAAGUAGUAUUUAAUUAAGAUUAAUAAAUCAAACUCAAAUUCUUGAUUAUUAAGAAUAUGUUUUUUAAAACUAUUUUGUUGAGAGAAGUUGUUGAAAAGAAACGGAAUGUAUUUCAACUUUAUGAAUUUGAUGUUUACAUAGAAUCAGUUGGUAAAUAUACAAGUUAAGUUAAUUAAUUAUAUUUGAUUUCAAAAGAAUAUCAUGAUAAAUAGGUAAUUAAUUAGAAAUUAAAUUUAGUAUUAAAUGAUAGAGGGCAAUCAAUAGUUGAAGUAAUCUUUACUUAAAGAUAGAAGCUUUUAAAAGAUAUAUGAAAAUUUUAAAUCGGUAACAGAGAGCUAUGAAUUCUAUCUCUUAUUUAGUACAUUAUUAUAGAGAUGCAUUAGAGAUUUGUUCAAUAAAUGUAAUAAUAAAUUAGCAGGAGUAAGUGAUUCUUAGUAAUUAUAAUUAUAAGAGGAAACUAUGGUAUAUGUUCUAGAAUAACUUACAUUUUAUUACAGCUUAUUGAGAUUGAUAAUUGAAAAUAAUAAUAAUUUUUAGGUGUUCACUAAGAAAGCAUAAAUCUAUAAAAUAUUAUAAGCCACUCCAGCGUAGAUAACAAAGAGCAAUUUAAUGACAAUUAGAUAAUCAAUAUAAGAGAUGAAAAUAUGA